GGGUAAAGGUUUAAUAGGAAUAUUACUUAAGCCAUAUAAACCAGGGUUUAACUAGUGUAGAAUUAAGUCGCAUAGUGCUACCAUAUACGUGCGGAACUCAGAAGUUAAGUAGCAUAAAGUUUUUAUGUGAAAUCCGAUCAUCUUCAACAGAUCAUAUCAAAUAUCCGAAUAAUUAAUUCUCACUAACUAUACAAAAAGUUUAUUAUAUAAUGGCUGACGGCAUGCAGCCUUCAAACACCACAGAUAGUGAUUACUAUCUAUCUCCUGCAACACCUGAAGCAGCAUCUAUUGAUAGUAGUAACGAUCAUAUUGUUAUAAAUGAUGAAGAAGACGAUAAAUCUACCACCCUUACCCCCCACCAGGAUAAAUUAAAGAAGCAACAUCAACAUCAACAUCAACAAUUCCAACAUCCUCCAGUGACACCACCAGCUCAUAAGUCAUCAUCAUUAUCUACUCGUUCCAACAAUCAAGCAUCAUCAUCAUCAUCGUCAUUACCUCCCUUGAGUAAUUACGCGUUCCUGCCUCCUAAAUCUCCACUAUUAUCUUCCAGUGAUUCUAUGAUGGAUAUAACUCCAUUCAGUUCUAAUAAUGACGAAUCAUUAGAUGAUUUCGUAGUAUAUUCUGAUUCUGAUGGAGCAUCUCAAAGUUCAUUAGAAUUAAGAAAUCCAAAUUCUGAUCACCAUAGUGCUGGUCACCUUGAUAGUGAUGAUAAAAAGAAAAUUAAACGAAGUCUUUCCAAGCGUUUACCGACAACACCAGGAAAAUCAAAUUUAUUAACUACACCUAAGCGUAGUAAAUCUCCAAGAAGAAAAAACUCUGGAUCUUCACCAGCUGGUACUGAUACUGAAGAAUCUGCAACUAAUACCCCUAAACCUAAGAAAAGAAUACGAAGAAGAUCAAAUAGAUCUGAACCUGGUAGUGAAUAUGUUGGAACUGGAUAUACUCUGACUCCUGCUACAGGGAAAAUCUUUCGUAAUUUACUUAUUCUUGAAGAAAGUCUUCGAGAACAAGUACGUCAACAACGAGCAUUAAGACGAAAAUAUCUUACAUUUUUAGCAGUAUUAUGUUCAUUAAUUGCUUCAAUAACUCAUCAUUUAUUUAUUAUUGAUCCUUCUAAAUCAUCAGUUGGGACUACAAGAGUCAUAUUACAAUUUACAUUAUUAGCAUUAAUAGUUACAUUAAUGUUAUAUCAUUUAUCAGGAGAAUAUCAAAAGACUAUUGUAUUACCUAGAAAAUUUUUAUCAUCAACAAAUAAGGGACUUAGACAAUUAAAUGUAAGAUUAGUUAAAAUUAAUACUCCAUUAACAGAUAAAAUUAUUGAUUUAAUUAGAGAAAUGUCAUUAUUUUUAGUAAGUUUGAUAUUAAAUUUCUUUCAUAAAAUUUCUAGUAAAUCAAUUCAUAAUAAGAAUUCAAAAAUUGAAGUAUUUCUUGUAUCUUGUCAACUGCAAUGUCAACCAAGAAUUGGAGUUACUGAUGUUAAAUUAGUAUUAAAUGCAAGAGUAUUUAAUCUUGAUGUUAGAGAAGGUUGGGAAGUUUAUCGUAGUGAAUUUUGGGUUCAUGAAGGAGUAAGAAGAAGAAAUCAAAUGAUGAGUUUUGUUACUAAUGAUGGACCUAAUGAAUCAGGAACAAAUUCUGAUGAUUUAGAUAAGGGUAAAUUAUUAAAGAAAGAUAAAAAGGAAAGAAGAGAUCGUAGAAAAUCUAGUAUAACAUCAUCACAAAAUACUUCAUCAAAUAAUCCUACUUCAAUUCCAACAACUCCAACAAUUAGUCGAUUAAGUGAACAAAAUCUUCAAAAGUUAAUGGGCGGAGCUACCAUCUUGCAUACUCAUCAAAGUAGAAGUAGUAGCCCCUUACGAGAUGGAAGUUUUAGACCUGAAUCAGGUAGUGAAGUUGAUAUUUAAUAUUUAAUAUUUAA
This is a messenger RNA of Scheffersomyces amazonensis, 1915 nucleotides long. It is a transcript of the gene SPO7, whose product is annotated as Nem1-Spo7 phosphatase regulatory subunit. Gene Ontology annotation, cellular component: Nem1-Spo7 phosphatase complex; membrane. Gene Ontology annotation, molecular function: protein phosphatase regulator activity; phosphoprotein phosphatase activity. Gene Ontology annotation, biological process: nuclear envelope organization. The coding region runs from base 210 to 1901 and encodes 563 amino acids. The record is from RefSeq and is a predicted model, not a curated record. Lineage: Eukaryota; Fungi; Ascomycota; Pichiomycetes; Serinales; Debaryomycetaceae. The transcript has a single exon.